This is a messenger RNA of Triticum dicoccoides, 719 nucleotides long. RefSeq names its product histone H3.3. The coding region runs from base 114 to 524 and encodes 136 amino acids. The transcript has a single exon. Gene Ontology annotation, cellular component: nucleosome. Lineage: Eukaryota; Viridiplantae; Streptophyta; Magnoliopsida; Poales; Poaceae. The record is from RefSeq and is a predicted model, not a curated record. Gene Ontology annotation, molecular function: DNA binding; structural constituent of chromatin; protein heterodimerization activity.
UCCCCUCUUCUUCCCUCACUACAGAAUCCGUCGCCUUUCACUUCAAGUUCCCCAACCCGCAGCGCGCGCAAGCAGAAGCCCAGUUCGAAUUCCCGGCGGCGGAGGAGAGACCGAUGGCGCGUACGAAGCAGACGGCCCGGAAGUCGACCGGCGGCAAGGCGCCCCGCAAGCAGCUGGCCACCAAGGCGGCGAGGAAGUCGGCGCCGACCACGGGCGGCGUGAAGAAGCCCCACCGCUACAGGCCCGGGACCGUGGCGCUGCGUGAGAUCCGCAAGUACCAGAAGAGCACGGAGCUGCUCAUCCGCAAGCUGCCGUUCCAGCGCCUGGUGCGGGAGAUCGCCCAGGACUUCAAGACGGACCUCCGGUUCCAGAGCCACGCCGUGCUGGCGCUCCAGGAGGCCGCCGAGGCGUACCUCGUCGGGCUCUUCGAGGACACCAACCUCUGCGCCAUCCACGCCAAGCGCGUCACCAUCAUGCCCAAGGACAUCCAGCUCGCCCGCCGCAUCCGCGGGGAGCGCGCAUAGAUUGCCCAAGGAAAAGCAAUGUAGAGCUGUCCGUUCGUCGCCUCUGGUUUCAGAUCGUGUUAGCAAUAGGCAAGAGGCGACUUUUAUUUUGUUGUAGAAAAAACUCUGGUUGGCUACAUUGUUACAAUGACACGUUUCUUAUUUCGUCUAUAUUGUUGGUUUGUGCUAAAAUGCAAACAAAUGCUUCAUUGUUUC